This is a messenger RNA of Carassius carassius (crucian carp), 1631 nucleotides long. RefSeq names its product tripartite motif-containing protein 16-like. The record is from RefSeq and is a predicted model, not a curated record. Gene Ontology annotation, molecular function: zinc ion binding; protein binding. NCBI's taxonomy places the organism in Eukaryota, Metazoa, Chordata, Actinopteri, Cypriniformes, Cyprinidae. Bases 30 to 1631 code for a protein of 533 amino acids. The transcript has 5 exons.
UGCGUCUCUAUCUGUAUUCAUGCAGUAAAAUGGCAGAAGCCAGAAUUUCAGUGGAUCAAAAUGAGUUCUUGUGUGCAGUGUGUCUGGAUCUCCUGAAGGAUCCAGUGGCCAUUCCCUGUGGACACAGUUACUGUAAGAUCUGUAUUACAGGCUGCUGGGAUCAGGAGGAUCAGAAGAAAGUCUACAGCUGUCCUCAGUGCAGACAGACCUUCAGUGCAAGACCUGCUUUAGCUAAAAAUACCAUGCUGGCUGAAGUGGUGGAGAAACUGAAGAAGACUAAACUUCCUGCUGACUGUGAUACUGGAACUGGAGAUGUGCAGUGUGACGUCUGUACUGGAAGAAAACACAAAGCCGUCAAGUCCUGUCUGAUGUGUCUGAACUCUUACUGUCAAAAUCACCUUGAACAACAUGAGAGUUUCUUUAAAGGAAAGGGACACAAUUUGACUGAAGCCACUGGAAGACUACAGGAGAUGUUCUGCCAGAAACAUGAGAAGCUCCUUGAGGUUUUCUGUUGCACUGAUCAGAAAUGUAUAUGUGUGCUGUGUACGAUGGAUGAACAUAAAAACCACAACACUGUAUCAGCUGCAGCACAGAGGACAGAGAAACAGAAGCAGCUGAAGGAGAUGCAGAGAAGGUUUCAGCAGAGCAUCCAGCAGAGAGAGAAAGAUCUCCAGCAGCUGAGAAAGACUGUGGAGUCUCAUAAGCGCUCUGCACAGACAGCAGUGGAGGACAGUGAGAGGAUCUUCACUGAGCUCAUCCGCUCCAUUGAGAGACGCCGCUCUGAGGUCACACAGAUGAUCAGAGAUCAGGAAAAGACUGCAGUGAGUCGAGCUGAAGAACGACUGGAGCGACUGGAGCAGGAGAUCAAUGAUCUGAGGAGGAGAGACGCUGAGCUGGAGCAGCUUUCACACACACAGGAUCACAUCCUGUUCCUGCAGAGUUUCCAGUCGUUCUCAGCACCUCCUGAAUCUAUAGACACAAUUGACAAUGCCUUAAAUUCUGUCUUCUCUUUUGAUGGCAUGAGAGAAUCUCUCUGUCAGCUGAAAGAAAAAAUUGAGGAUUUCUGCAAAGAGGCAUUUAAAAAUAUCUCUGACAAAGAUUCUUAUCACCUCACUCUGGAUCCAAACACAGUGAAUAAACAUCUCCGUCUCUCUAAGAAGAAAAGAGUGAUCACUGGUGCUCACAGUGUCCUGCUAAAUCCUGAUCAUCCAGAAAGAUUUAAUAGAUAUAUUCAGCAGGUGUUGUGUAGAGAGAGUGUGUGUGGACGCUGUUACUGGGAGAUUGAGUGGAGUGGGAUAUUUGGUGUAGAUAUAUCAGUGUCAUAUAAGAGCAUCAGCAGGAAGGGAGGCAAAGAGUGUUUGUUUGGACAUAAUGAUCAGUCCUGGAGUUUGUCCUGCUCUCCCUCAAGAUACUCAUUUUGGCAUAAUAACAUAGUGACUGAUCUGUCAGUAGUGUCCAGUUAUAAAAUAGGAGUGUAUGUGGAUCACAGUGCAGGAACUCUGUCCUUCUACAGCGUCUCUGACACAAUGAGCCUCAUCUACACAGUCCAGACCACAUUCACUCAGCCGCUCUAUCCUGGGUUCGGUGUUGGUAAUAAAUCAUCAGUAAAACUAUGUGACUUAUCAGAGUAG